GCCCGAGCGCGGAGUGCGUGUGCGGCCGGGGGGCCGGGCACGGGGCCGCUCCGGCGCGGCGUCUUUUCUUCUCCUCGCAGUGAUGUCAUCGACAGCAGCGGCUGGGAGCCGGGAGGCGGCGGCGGCGGGGGCGGCGCCGGGCGGCCGCCGCAGGUUCAUGUGCUGGUAAUGAAAAGGCACUUGACAGUCGGCCAGGACGCACGCGAGGGAGCGCGAGCCGGCCGGACCGCGGCGCCGCCCGGGCCAAUCGCCGUCGUCGGCCUCUCCAUGGGCGAGCAGGAGGAGGGGGCGCUGAGCGCUACCCGCCGGGCCGCGGCCGCUCCGAGGUGAACGGCGCCGAGAGCGGCUCGCGGCGCGGGGAGGCCGGGCGCGCCGCCGCUAUGAAUUCCGCCGAGCAGACCGUUACGUGGCUCAUUACCUUGGGGGUGCUCGAGUCGCCCAAGAAGACCAUCUCGGACCCGGAGGGCUUCCUGCAGGCGUCCCUGAAGGAUGGAGUGGUCCUCUGCCGGCUGCUGGAGCGCCUGCUGCCCGGGACCAUCGAGAAAGUCUACCCGGAGCCGCGCAGCGAGAGCGAGUGUCUGAGCAACAUCCGCGAGUUUCUGCGAGGCUGCGGGGCCUCCCUGCGCCUGGAGACGUUUGAUGCAAAUGAUUUGUACCAGGGGCAGAAUUUUAACAAGGUCCUCAGUUCCUUAGUGACUUUAAAUAAAGUAACAGCAGACAUUGGACUGGGAAGUGACUCUGUGUGUGCCCGGCCCUCAUCUCAUCGGAUAAAGUCUUUUGACUCCCUGGGAUCCCAGCCUUCCCACAGUCGGACUUCAAAAUUAUUCCAGGGCCAGUAUCGAAGUUUGGACAUGACCGAUAAUAGCAACAAUCAACUGGUAGUAAGAGCAAAGUUUAACUUCCAACAGACAAAUGAAGAUGAGCUUUCCUUUACGAAAGGAGAUGUCAUCCAUGUCACUCGAGUGGAGGAAGGAGGCUGGUGGGAGGGCACACACAACGGCAGGACUGGCUGGUUCCCCAGCAACUACGUCCGAGAGAUCAAGCCCAGUGAAAAGCCUGUGUCUCCCAAAUCUGGAACAUUGAAGAGCCCUCCCAAAGGAUUUGAUACAACUGCCAUUAACAAAAGCUAUUAUAAUGUGGUGCUACAGAAUAUUUUGGAAACAGAAAAUGAAUACUCUAAAGAACUUCAGACUGUGCUUUCAACCUAUCUACGGCCAUUGCAGACCAGUGAGAAGUUAAGUUCAGCAAACACUUCAUAUUUAAUGGGAAAUCUAGAAGAAAUAUGUUCUUUCCAGCAAAUGCUUGUACAGUCUUUAGAAGAAUGCACCAAGUUGCCUGAAGCUCAGCAGAGAGUUGGAGGCUGCUUUUUAAAUCUGAUGCCACAAAUGAAAACCUUGUACCUUUCAUAUUGUGCCAAUCACCCAUCUGCCGUGAAUGUUCUCACAGAGCACAGUGAGGAGUUGGGAGAGUUCAUGGAGAUGAAAGGUGCCAACAGUCCGGGGAUUCUCGUGUUGACCACUGGCCUCAGCAAACCAUUCAUGCGCCUGAAUAAGUACCCCACUCUGCUCAAGGAGCUCGAGAGACACAUGGAGGAUUAUCAUCCGGAUAGACAAGAUAUUCAAAAAUCCAUGACCGCCUUCAAAAACCUUUCAGCCCAGUGUCAAGAUGUACGGAAAAGGAAAGAGCUGGAGUUGCAGAUCCUGACGGAAGCCAUCCGGAGCUGGGAAGGAGAUGACAUUAAGACCCUGGGCAACGUCAUUUACAUGUCCCAGGUCAUGAUUCAGUGUGCCGGAAGUGAGGAAAAGAAUGAAAGAUAUCUUCUACUCUUCCCAAAUAUUUUGCUAAUGUUGUCUGCCAGUCCCAGGAUGAGUGGUUUUAUCUAUCAGGGAAAGCUACCAACGACAGGAAUGACAAUCACAAAGCUUGAGGACAGUGAAAAUCAUAGAAAUGCAUUUGAAAUAUCAGGGAGCAUGAUCGAGCGGAUAUUAGUAUCAUGCAACAACCAGCAGGAUCUCCAUGAAUGGGUGGACCAUCUACAGAAGCAAACGAAAGUCACAUCUGUCAGCAAUCCCCCCAUUAAGCCUCAUUCUGUGCCGUCUCAUACCCUCCCCACCCAUUCGAUCACCCCAUCCAGCAAGCAUGCAGACAGCAAGUCGGUGCCACUGACGCCUGUCUACCACACACUGCCCCAUCCCUCCCACCACGGCACCCCACACACGACCAUCAACUGGGGGCCCCUGGAGCCUCCGAAGACCCCGAAGCCGUGGAGUCUGAGCUGUCUGCGACCCGCACCUCCCCUCCGGCCCUCAGCCGCUCUCUGCUACAAGGAGGAUCUUAGUAAGAGUCCCAAGACCAUGAAAAAGUUGCUACCUAAGCGUAAACCAGAGCGGAAGCCUUCGGAUGAAGAGUUUGCGCUGAGGAAAAGCACAGCUGCUUUGGAAGAAGACGCACAGAUUCUGAAAGUCAUCGAAGCUUAUUGCACAAGCGCCAAAACACGGCAAACACUUAACUCAAGAAGCAGUGUUCUAAGUGUGUCUUCAGCUUCUGGAUUACACCUCUGAGUUGCCUCCAGGGGCCCCAGUGCCUACUGUCUCUCCAGCUGUGUGGUGCAGAGUGACCCCUGCUGGUGGCCGUGUGGACCUGUCACUGCCUGUUUGCAGCCAUUGGCGGCUGGAUCCCAAGCAUGUGCAGAUCUCUUUGGAGUCCUCAGGUUUGGUAAAUGCUGUUGGUGCUAAGUAUACAUUAUUGUUUCCUUAUCUUCACCCCCUAUUGAACAACACAAGACCAACCAGCAUUUGUGUGUAUGUAUCUAUAGAUAGGAUUUUAGGCUAGUCGAGCACUCUUCAGAUUGUUACCCGGAAAGAUUGAUGCUGAAGAAAAAAUGUUUAGCACGCAGACGAAUUUAGGAAAUGCUGAAUUAAACUUCAACAGGCAUUUUUACUGCAAACCUUCUGAAAACCUUAAAAAUGCUACAUGUACCUUGUGAAUCUCUAAGAAGUGGCUGUAGCAUUCAACAUUUUCCAAGAUGAUGUGCUGUGGAAACCCCUAUUAUCACCUGUAAAAUACAGAUUUUGGGAAACACAGGUUUGAGUAUGCUGGAAACAUCAUGAACCUGCUCAUCUGUGUCUCAGACCUUUUCGAGAAUUUUAAAUAAAGCAAUAGAACAUUUUUGGUGGUUCUGCUGUUAAAUCGUUUUUCCAAACUAAGUAGUUCAGGCAAAACAUGCUGCAGUACCUCUGAAAAUAUUUCAGUAAUCUUGGAGGUAACUUGUUAAAUCUGUUUACUUUCUAAAACUUUGUUCUUAAAGAAAUAGUCAACUUACUUAUAAACCUGGCUGGAGAAUAUCCCUUUAUUGUUUUGUUGAAAUACUAACAUUUUUUCAGUUAUUUUAGCAAAAUAUGUUAUAUUGAAACUAGGCAAAAUAUUAGCCUCCCAUGGAUUUCUGUUCAGGAAACAAGUAAUCUUCAUUAACAAACCUCCUGGCUCAUCAUCAGACCUAUAAAUGACAUUUUUUUUUUUUUACAUUGGCAUGUUUCAGGAAUAUAGCAGCUUAGUACAUCUGACUAUAGCAAACUUAACAUUUUUUUCUGUCUUAGAUAUUUUUAUUUAUUUUUAGAGGGAGGAAGUGGGGGUGGGGGGAGAGAAACAUCAAUGUGAGAGUAAACAUAGAUUGGCUGCUUCCUGCAUACUCCCAACCAGGAAUUAAGCCCACAAACUGGGCAUGUACCCUGACUGGGGAUUGAACUGGCAACCUUUUGAUGCACAGGAGGACACCCAACCAAUUGAACCACACUGAUCAGGGUUCAAACUUAACAUUUUUAUAAUAUAUAGUUGCAUUCUUCUUGUGUGUUUUAAGUGUAUUUAAAAAUCAGAACCAUGUCAUGCAUGUACAACCGUUGUACAGAUUUUAGUUUCUCUGAUUUAGUUAUGCUACGUGAUGGAAUUUAAAGUUUUUAUCUUUAUGAUUUCAUCUGGUAAGAGAGAUUUAUAAAAUGUAAUUUUUAAGUUAAUCCUCAGGACAACUCUGCAGCAGUGGUCAAUUUUGUUCUUCUAUUUUACCAGUAAUGGAAUGUGGUUCAGUGGUUAAGUGAGCAGCCUGAGUUUAUUGAGGACUACCACCGACGGGUGUGAGUGCAAGCGCAGAUGGUCCCAGCCCCUCUGCAGGACAGCGACUGCUGUCUGGCCCCUUUACAAAGUGGAUAUCCCUUGUGAUUCUGUCUUAUGUUAUUUGAACGUUUUAAUGCUGGAAAGAGUGUAAAUAGUUUGCCUAGGAAGCUAGAAGAUGUAAAAAUAAUUAUGUGUAGAAUUUAAUAUUCCCUCAAGUGCUAUUGUAUAAAAACAUUUUUAACCUCUUGUUUCAUUAAUCCAUUUGAAGGACUGUUGUAUUACAAAACUGAAUGUGACAGGUAAACAACUGAUAACUUUUUUGAUUUGACUAACACAGUCAAGAACUGUUUGGACUCAAAGCAGAUACCCGUUGGAAAAUUUAUGAGUCUUCUAAAUUGUCCUAUGUCAUCAGUUUGCUUCUCUUCACAGUGCAAAUUAAAUUUGUUUUCUACAUAUCUGAAUCUUUCUGAAUCUUUUUCUCUUUUUCUAGGAAAAUAGCACAUGAAUUAACUUCCUUAUAAAAACAUGGGUAACGUUUACAUUUGUAUCAGAAGCACCGGAUUUUCCUCAGCCUUAAGAAUUUUUGAGCUGGCUUGUAUCCCUGUACUUUCUCAGUACUUUGUUUCACAUACCAGUUUCCUUCUUAAGCAGCAUUUCCCCAAGUAGCCCAGGUUUCCAAACAGCCUUCCCUACUAACCCAGAAAGGCCUAGAAGACACGCCACUCGCCAUGGCAAGUAAUUCUCCAGCUGUGCAGCUCACUGUGUAAAAGGGAGUCUGUGGCCCUAAAGCAGGGUAUGAGUGAAGCCACGCCUCCCUCUGCCUGACAGUGACCAGGUCUGCUGGAUUUGCAGCAUGGUGGGAACACGAAAACGCUAGCAGCGGGUCCUCUUUGAAGUGGUAUUUGAUAAACCUAUGUACAAACAUACUUCUAUAUACCAGUGUAUUAAGUAAGGCUUGUGACAACAUUCUAAGUACUGCAUUUGAUUAUAACAUUGAAGUUAUUCUCAGCGAACAUAAAGGCCCUUCCCUUAAUUGGUGUAAAAAAAAGAUACGUAUAGAAGCUUGUGCUGUGUAACAUAAGAUAGAGCGUGAUUUUCUUACCCCUGAGGUAACAAAGAAGGCUGUCAGCACCUCAGUUUUGUCCUGUUCUGGAUGUUACGGUUUCCCAGCGGCUUGUAUUUGGUACCUUUCCUCGGCUGUGAGGCUGGGCAGGAAGGCUUUACAGAUGUCCAGCUGCAGCCGGGAGGCUUGGCCACGGCCCGAGUCCCCUUCCCUGCGGCGUGCUGCCGUGGGGAUGGCAGAGGUACUCUCCGGACAUCAGUCAUGUUUUAUGCGCCCUCCUAUGGAGCUUCGACAGUAACUGUUAAUCUUGUGCCAUUCAUAGCAGUAAAAGCUUACAUACUGGUGGAAACUGUUCUUCAAAAUGAAACUGAAAACAUUGGUGGUAUGCUGAACAUUCCCAUGAUACAAAUAUGUACAAUAAGUGCCCUCUUAUAAUUCAAUGAACUUUUAGGAAGGCAAGUCAAAGAUAAACCAAGAAAAAUAAGAUCAAGCAAGUUACGCUGUGUAAUUAGCGUAUGUCAACAUCAAAGGUAUUUUUUAAUGGAGAAAUGUGUGUCACAUUACCAUUUGCAGGUGUUUGUUUCUCUGUAGACCACAUCCUUCCGCAAUUUGCAUUUUAUAUUUUUCAAAAAUACAAAUGAUAUAUGUUAUAGUGUUAUACAGCCUUUGAUACUAUUUUAAGAUUUUCUUCCUGUAUCCUUAAAUAAGAUUUGAUUCUCUUUUUUCUCACAUUUUAAAGUAAAUAUUUGAGUUUCUCAGUUAAUUUCUAAAGUACCUGUUUUGUGGCAAACAUGUAUGGAGACACACUGUCAUGAGCAAGCGGUUGUGUGGGGAGCUCGUUAAGUGCCAUAAACUUGUCUCUGACGUGGUGAACGGUUUACUUCUAGGGAAUGAAGAGUAGUUUUCAUAAAAGAAACAAGUAAUAAAUUCCACUUCUAAGCCAUAUGCCAUAAUAGCUAUAUUUUUAACUGUCACUGUAGAGUUAAAUGUUUUAAUUGCCAGUUUUUUAAAUUUACAAACAGGGUAUAUGUACUAUAUAGUCUGACAUAUCUUUUUAAGAUUCCUGGAGUAAUACAGCUUAAGGUUUCGUGGAUUUGGAUAUUUAUUCCAAAAUACCCAGAGUACUGUGGGCAGACUCUUUAACGUACUACCUGCGGGAAAAUUCUGGAUUUAAGAGAUCCGUAAUCCAGAUUUAGAAACAGAAGCUUAAUAAGUUAGAAAAAGGCUGUUUCCUUUUUUCUGUAAUGCUUUAGGCAUGAAAAAAACUGGGUUCAGUAGACAGAGAUGGAGAAAAUUGGUAAAAGUUGCCCUUCCCUAUUUUAUCUAGAAAGUAAUUCAUGUGAUGCACAGUCCCUAGAAUUUAAUGUUAAUAUUUAGAUAAUGUUAAUAUAGUGAAAUUGUUCUUAGCUUUGCUGUGGUAUUCACCUUGGGUAUUUUUUUUUUUUUUUUA
Molecule: messenger RNA, 6620 nt
Organism: Myotis daubentonii (Daubenton's bat)
Lineage: Eukaryota; Metazoa; Chordata; Mammalia; Chiroptera; Vespertilionidae
Gene: ARHGEF7
Product: Rho guanine nucleotide exchange factor 7
Biological process (GO): intracellular signal transduction; lamellipodium assembly
Cellular component (GO): cytoplasm; lamellipodium
Molecular function (GO): guanyl-nucleotide exchange factor activity; protein binding
Source: RefSeq, a predicted model, not a curated record